AUGGCUCUGUACUCCUGGAGCCCCGAGAAGGGGUUCGUCAGACAGAACAUGAUGCGGCCGGCCUCGGUCUCCACCAGCCUCUCGCUGGAGUUAUGCACCUUCCCCACCACCCUGGGCUCCUCGGUGGCGGCCGCCGCGCUGGAGCAGCUCCUUGUUGUGGAACAAUCUCUGAAAGGUGACUCUUUCAAAUGCAAUGAAGAAAUGCGGACCUUUCUUAAGGACAUUGCUGUAGCUGUCAAAAAAUUGGAAGAAAUGAGAAAAAAUACAAUUGAUCUUCUGGAAAUUGAAAGCAUGGAACUGAGCAGGCUCUACUUUCUGCUUGAAACAGUACCUGACAGCCUUAACAGGGAGAUGGAAGAGUGUGUCAGAAGUGCGCGCAGAUUAAAUAUCUCGGAGAUAAAUCAAAUGAAGGUGAAGAUUGCAAAGAUGGAUAAUGAAGCUGAGUUUCUGAAGAAGAGAAUAGCUGAUCUGAGGGAUAUUAAUGAAACUCUGGGAGAAAAGCAAGAACAGCUGGCACAGCAGCACACCAAGUUUGUCCUGGCCCUGAACCACACCAUGGAGGAAAAGGCCACAGCCACCAUGUACAUCAAUGAGACCUAUACCAGGAUAAACUUUGAGAAAGAAGAAAUAGCACUGCAAAAACUAUGUCUCCAAGAAGCACAGGAGUUAAUAGAAAAACACAGAGCUGACUACACUACAAAGAAACAUCAAAUGGCUAGCCAGAUUAGUAUGGCCAAACAAAACUGUGAUGAAAGGAGAAAAGAAAUGUACAAGUCAAAGAGAGAACUGAGCAAGUUACAAUUCAAAAUGACAAAGGUGAAGCAAACAGUUAUGGCGAGCACAGUGGUUCUUAGUGAUCAUAAUUUGGAGAUAGCACGACUAAAGGAAUCAAUAGGGGAUUGGACCAUAAAGGUGGAAAACGCAAAGAAAAAAUGUAAGAAGUAUGAGACUGGAAUGAAUUUUUUUAUGGGUCAUAGAGCAAGUCUGGAUGAUAUAGCUACUAAUGAAAAACAUGACUACCUACAAAAGAUAAAACAGGUGGCUGAAAAACUCCAAAGAGUUCAGAUGGAGAACAGAGAACUCCGAAAAAAUCUGAAUGAUGUAUUCACAGAACAUAAUGCUGCCGUAAAAGAGGAGGAUAGCGUUUAUUUGCGGAAACGAAAGGCUCUUACUGAAAAUGAGAAACAAAUGUCACUUAUUAACCAGAAAGAAAUACUCCUCUCACAGAGGAAAAUAGACAUCAAAAACAUGGAAGAAGGGUUCGUGAUUCUCCAGGAUCUCUACCGAACAACUAAGCAAGUAUAUAAAAAGCAAAUAAAAGUCCUGAGUGACAACCUGGAAAGAGAAAUGCAGAGAUGUGUUAUAAUUCAAUGGCAAAUAGCUUCAACAAGAAAAAAGCAUGCCCGUUGGGUAGAUUCGACAAAGGCUGUAAUACAAGACAUUUUAUUGAAAAUGGAGAAUGCAGAACAGAAACGAAGUGAGUUACUUGAAGAGACCGCUCUUCGAGAAAAGGAGAUCGAUAGCUUCGUGGCACAGAUUCAAGCACUUACAGUAGAACUAAAAGAAGAGGAGAAGGAAUUAGUUACCAAAGAAAAAAAGUUAAUUCAGGAAUUAAGCAAGUUUGAGAACUUAAUUACAAAGGAAGAGCAGAUUAGCAAAGAGAAAGAAGGGGAGCUGGAGGACAGUCUUCCACAGCUCCACCUGGCCGAGGAAGACUACAUGGAAAAGCACAGAACCCUGGAGGAGCUGAAGAACACGCUGAGAACACAGAAGCAAGAGGAGCAAUUAUUGAAGGAUUAUAUUGCUCACUUUACGAGAGACCAUGGAAAAUACUUGGACACCAUGGAUAAAGUGAAGCAAGAAUUAAAACAAUUACGAGAUCAAGAAACCAAGAAAACCCAAGAUCAUUUUGAAAUUCUAAGAAACUUAGAAAAUGAAAUUUAUGCAAAUGACCUCAAGGCAAACCGUGUGAUCCUGGAAAAUAAAAGACUAAAAAAACAUCUUUCCAUAAUGAAGGACCAAGUGGAAAAAUACAGUAGUGAACAAAAAGCCGUCGCAAAGGACAUAAGUGACCGUUCUUGGGAACUGGUAGCAGGACACAGACAAUAUUCAAACUUGUUGGCAGAAUUUCAGUUCAUAGUUAAGGAACUGGUAGAACUCGGUGAAGAGACCUUGCACAAGAUAAAACAUCUAAUAGACAAGCUGUACUAUAGAGACGAAAAGAUUGAGAGCAUCAGCAAAUGGCUCCAGCAGAAUAUCGAGAGGCUGCGCAGUCUGGUCGAUCAGGAAUCACCAACAGAACUCCAGAGACAGCAGCUCAGUGUCUAUGGUAACGUGGAACUUCCUGCUAGUUUACUAUAG
This is a messenger RNA of Jaculus jaculus (lesser Egyptian jerboa), 2361 nucleotides long. RefSeq names its product coiled-coil domain containing 175 (gene Ccdc175). The transcript is spliced from 19 exons. The coding region runs from base 1 to 2361 and encodes 786 amino acids. NCBI's taxonomy places the organism in Eukaryota, Metazoa, Chordata, Mammalia, Rodentia, Dipodidae. The record is from RefSeq and is a predicted model, not a curated record.